Acanthocheilonema viteae is the source of this 486-nucleotide messenger RNA. The record is from the annotation of a GenBank genome assembly. NCBI's taxonomy places the organism in Eukaryota, Metazoa, Nematoda, Chromadorea, Rhabditida, Onchocercidae.
AUGCCAUCAUUCAUUAUCACUAAAUGUUUGAUUGCUUUAACAAUAAUUACAAUAUUAUCAAUUACUGAAACGGAUGCACAACAACAACAACAACAACAGCAACGACCAGGUUUUGGAGUUUUUGGAUCGUUCAACAACAACAUCGCAGGCAGCAACUCGUUGAACAAUAAUGCAAACCUAGGAGGUGGUGGUGGAGGUGCUGGAGCUGCUGGAGGUGCUGGAGCUGCUGGAGGUGCUGGAGCUGCUGGAGGUCCACCAAAUCCAUUUCAAGCUAUACUAAAUGCACUUCAACCUCAACAAAAUCAACAGAAUCCUUUUGCCACGAUUUCUGGUUUUGAUUCUGGUCUGCAAGGUUUUCUUCUAGGCAGCGCACUUGGUAGAGGCUUAUCAUCUCCUUAUCCAUACGGUUAUUAUCCAUAUUACAGUUGGUACGCGCCAUAUUAUUAUCGCUAUCCUUAUUAUUAUAAUUACUAUUAUCGUGGUUAA